AUAGGAUUUCUAAUAAGUUUGGUACGCUAAUACAGUGGGUACCUAUCUACCUAUGCAUAGUAUUUUAGACUUUUUCAGAAAUUUUUAUACAAAUUACAAUUUUAAUAAACUUUAUGUAAUAUAAUUAAUAUGUUGUUAUGUUCACAGAACGACAGAACACUGGAAGCAUUUUAAAUAGCGCUCUGAUAUUAUUAUUUAUCAACAAUAAAAUCGGAUGUACCUAUUUGUAUAGGUAUCUAUUGAAUUAUAUUUCAAUUGCGUCUUGUUUAAAUAAAUCAAUCGGUUGCUCUUAGAAAUACAUUCAUUAGAUCGAAAAAAAUUGACAAACAACUAACAAGUAUAUUAAUUGAAUAUCAAAAACCAAUAAAAUGAUUUAUGCUGUAUAUUUUACAAAAACAACAUCACUAUACUGGUCGGAGUGCAUUUUGGCAUCAUGUUUAGGCCGGGCGCACACCAAAGCAUAGUACAUUUACUUUUUUGCGUUUUAAAAUAAUAAAUAACAUCUAUUACCGAAUAAUAUAUUUUUUUGUUUCUAUGGAAAUAUUUUACAUAAAUAGUUUAUUUUAUUAUUUUUUUUAAAAAUUUUUUCUUUUUUUUAUCAAAUUCAAAAAAAGGUACCGGUAUAGUUUACGAACAUGCUUAUUAUAUAAAUAUGUCUAAUAACACUUGUGAUGCCAUAAGGCAUAAAACUAAAAGAUUCAGCUUUAAGAGAAAGCCGUUUAAUUCGAAUCAAAAAGGAAACGAGCCAAAAAGAGAGACAAAAAAAGAUGUGAAAAUAGAGACGAAAGUGCAUGAAUACCAGGAACCUCAAGAACAUCACAGAAAGUCAGAGGUUGGUUUCCACAAUAAACCAAAAAAGGUAGAUGAUAAAAUUAAUCACGACCAUAAUGAGCAAAAAGAAACAAUAACACAAGAUGAUAAUUCUAAAAUGGUAAUAAAACCGAAUGGUUUUGAAAACAAAGCCACACAAACAAGAAUUUGUUGUAUUCAUAACCACUGCAAGAGAAAACAGCGAAAACGAAACGGAAAUUUUUUUCCCGAAGCGUGGUCUUGUUUAACAAAUUUGUGUAAAUAAAAAAAAAAUAAUAAUAUUUAUAUCUGAAUUUUUUUUAUUCCAACUUUUUUACAUUUUAAUUGGUACAUAAAUGAAUUCUAUUAUUGAUUAAAGGAUUGCUAAUUUUAAAUUUCUAAUUUUAUUUUACACUAUAAUAUUAUGUUUUUACAUACAGACUUAAAAUUUGUAUACAUUAAUAAAUUAAUUUGAUCAAGUCUAUUAAUUGUAAAAUCAUUUAUUUAUCAUAUUUUUAAAAACAAUUAUUAUGCUAGUAUCAAUUAAUACAAGAAUUAAUUUAUGUAUUGAAAUGUAAAAAGGUUAGAAUAAAAAAAUAUAAAAA
Rhopalosiphum padi (bird cherry-oat aphid) is the source of this 1394-nucleotide messenger RNA. RefSeq lists its product as uncharacterized. The transcript has 2 exons. NCBI's taxonomy places the organism in Eukaryota, Metazoa, Arthropoda, Insecta, Hemiptera, Aphididae. The record is from RefSeq and is a predicted model, not a curated record. Bases 653 to 1075 code for a protein of 140 amino acids.